Messenger RNA from Venturia canescens, 2014 nucleotides. RefSeq names its product ric8 guanine nucleotide exchange factor A (gene ric8a). The record is from RefSeq and is a predicted model, not a curated record. Gene Ontology annotation, cellular component: cytoplasm. Lineage: Eukaryota; Metazoa; Arthropoda; Insecta; Hymenoptera; Ichneumonidae. The transcript is spliced from 9 exons. Gene Ontology annotation, molecular function: guanyl-nucleotide exchange factor activity; G-protein alpha-subunit binding. Bases 325 to 1914 code for a protein of 529 amino acids. Gene Ontology annotation, biological process: G protein-coupled receptor signaling pathway.
GGUUUACCUGUAUCAAGUAGAGUUUUAAUCCAAUUUCGUAAACAGUUUUCUUUUCAUAUCAAUUUAUAUACCCAUAUAGCCGACAAUUCUCAAAGAAGAUCAGCUCAGUUCACAGAGGUCUUUCAUCGCGAUCAUGUGGCUAUCUCCCCUCUCCCCGCGGUGGGGCAUGUGCCAGAGAUUUCUGACAGUCGGUGUAUCUUCUAAAUUGUAUAUGUAAUUGGUAAAUGUUAUGGUUAUAACAUAAAAUGAAUUUGAACCUUCGCUGCAGUGACAAUUAAAGUUCUACCAUUCCAUCUUGAGGAAAAUAUUCAUAAUUCAAGGAAAAUGGAUACAAUUAAGAAAUUAAUAAGUGGAAGUGACAUCGAAUUCAUUGAUAGUUUGUUGGAUUUUACCGAAAAAUACGAGACACAUUUGACGUUCGAUGAAUUGAAUCGUGAUAAUUUAAGAAACGACGUAUGGGAUUCGAUCUUCAAACGUUUACAGCAAGCCAAAUAUUUUACAAUUCACGAACGCUGUUUACAUGUUCUCAGAAUUUUAAGUCGCGACAAAACUGGAUUGGAUGAUUUAAUAAACGAUGAAAGAUUGAACUUGAUUAUCAAAAAUGCAAGUCUGGAUAAAAAGGAAAGCGUUAAAAGCUCUGCUACUUUUACCAAUGUUACGCAAGAAUCUUUAAAAUUGUUAUGCAAUUUGUUGUUCAACUCUUCUACGGUGCAGCAAAAAAUAGGAGAAACUUCAUGUUUGCCCUGCAUAGUUGAAAGGAUGAAAAACUAUGAUGAAACAGUUCCGCACAAUAUCAAAUUAUUUGAUACUCGAAUUUUGUUCUUGUCUACUGCCCUCAAUUCUUCAUUGAGAAAAGUCGUAAAAAAUGAGCUCAAUGGUGACUUGUGUCUGAUGGAGAUGUUGAAAAAAUUGGCAAAUGAUUUUGAGUCUACGCAAUGUCCUAUAAAGAAUGAUGAGGUUGUCGUGGCCAGUGAAAUCCUUAAAGUGCUGUUCAAUUUGUACAUUAAUGUUGAAGAAAGCAGAAAUGAAGAAAUGGAAAGAUACCAAAAUUUGGCAGAAAUUUGUUACAAAUUACUAGUGAACAAAGGCGCUCAUAAGAUCGCGAACGAAAUUGAAUUGCACAGUAACAUUAUCAACAUACUGACGGUAAUUCCGUACAAUUGUUACAAUCCAUUAAUACAACCGAUUGGUGAUGCUGAUGGUGGGAUUAUUUACGAAAAAAUGAAUAUGACCGCUAUAGAUCGAUUGCUGAAGUUUUUGGAUGAGAAAUUAAACGGGAGCUCUGAUUUAGUCCCAAAUUUAUCACCGGUAACCACAGCUUUAAUAAGACUCGUAAAAUCCAACCGCUUGAUACGGAAAUACGUUCGAUCACAGAUUUUACCUCCACUGAAAGAUGUCAUGAAACGACCGGAGGAAGGAUCGACUCUGAGAGCCAAAUUGUGCAAGCUUUUAACUUGCCCCAUCACCGAGUUGUCCGAUUUAGUUGCCGAACUUAUUUUUGUCCUCUGCAAGGAGAACGUGAGCCGCAUGGUCAAAUAUACUGGAUACGGAAACGCUGCUGGAAUGUUCGCGAACAAAGGACUGCUGGGUCGUGGCCAAUCGGCGAAUUCGUCAGCUUACUCAUCCGAAUCCGAGGACAGCGAUACCGAGGAAUACACGAAAUAUAAAGAGAACAUAAAUCCCGUUACCGGUUGUUACGAACAUCCAAAACCGAAUCCUCUCGAGGGUAUGAGCGACGAGCAGAAAGAAUACGAAGCAAUGAAGCUUGUGGGCCUUGUUGAUCAAUUAACGAAACAGGGUGUUGUACAGCCGUGUCGUAUCGGCGAGGACGGAAAACCAAAGCCGAUCGAACAUAUUCUCGAGCUCCAGGAGGAAUUACCAAAACUGAAUAUGAAUAAUCAGACCAACGAUUGAAUCUAUUCAUUUUAUGUGUCGUUAAUCUACAAUUUUUUUUUAUUCAGCAUGUAUUUAAUGAAAACAUAUUAUUUAAAUAAUAAAGUAAAAAACGUUACUG